AUGGCACCUCAAAUGGCAUCUUAUCAGACCAACCGGACCUAUUCCUCUAAGGUUCUCCUUCCUGGGGACCCAGAGUAUGAAAUUUGCCGACGAAACAAUCCCAACAGCGACACUCCCGACCUCUUUCCGCAAGAAAUCCACGUCGUUCAUACUGCCGAUGACGUAUCUAAAGCGUUAAAGCGUGCCUCAGAACUCGGUGUCACUGUCGGCGUUCGCUCGGGUGGGCACAAUCUUUUUAACGGUCACCUCAAACAUGGUAUCUUGAUUGAUACCAGUCGCCUGAACCGUCGAGUCGAGUAUGAUCCACUGACUCAGGAGAUCAAUUUCGGCCCUGCUGUUCGGAACGAUGAGCUAGGGGCAGCCCUAGAAAAGGCAAACCGAUUCUACCCACAUGGCCACUGCCCUACUGUGGCUGUAUCUGGAUAUCAUCUUGGCGGCGGCCAAGGUCUAGCCAUGAGAGGAUUCGGCCCCACCUGCCGAGACUGGCUGACCCAGUUGGAGGUUGUCGUUCCUGAUGGGCGCGUCGUCAUUGCUAGUCCUACAGAGAACGAUGACCUAUUCUGGGCUGCACGAGGCGGUGGGCCAGCCUUUCCGGGUGUGAUAUCCAAGUUCUGGGGUCGCACAGCCCCUAGCACAAAGCUGUGGGAGCAAACCAUCACUUUCGACCUCGGGAAAAACUUCAAACCGCUUAUGAAAUGGUUCUUGGCACAGGCCGCGAAAACUCCCAGACUUGGGACAGAAAUCAACUGUGGGAUCGCCUACGAUUCCAAGGAGCGGGCUACCGAGCUACCUGAUCAACCGCCAGCGGAUGCCAGACUGUUGUUUAUUGUGAUGAACAAUGGUAUUGCCGACACAGAGCCCGAGGCAAAGAGCUUGUUGAGGGCGUACGAAGCGAUCCCCGAUGAUUUGCGCUCUUCCGUCAUUGAAAUCAACAAUACUCACCAGAUCUCCAUCAGCGACCUAUUCACUUUCCAGAAUUACCUGUGGACGGCAGACAAUGGCGAAAAAUGGCAGCUGCACGGCCUUUGCUUCGAUGAAUCGGUUGACUUGGAUAGGUUGCUAGACAUUGCCGAACCCAGGCUGACAGACAUUCCAACUAACCACUCAAACACGCUUGCCAUCGUCUGCAAUUUCGAACCAGCUGAGAGCGAGUGCGCCUUCAGUACCCCGAUGUAUCUCUACCUGAUGAGUUUCGCGGGCUGGCAAGAUGAUUCAUCCUCGGUCAAGUUGCGGCAGCACUUCCGUCGUCACUACAAGGACCUUUUGCCUCUCUCUUCGGGCAUGUAUGCCUGUGACUACGACGUCACCUCUGACGAGAGCAACUCAAAACCUAUUUCAGACUCAGCUCUAGACCGGUACCUCAACAUCUGCGAGAAGUGGGAUAGUCAAGGCCUUUUCCCCUAUCGCAAGUUGUAUGUCCAGACCCGUGACAAGAUGAAUGCUUUGUGGGGAAAAUGA
Fusarium keratoplasticum is the source of this 1458-nucleotide messenger RNA. Its product is annotated as FAD linked oxidase domain-containing protein. The transcript is spliced from 3 exons. Gene Ontology annotation, molecular function: oxidoreductase activity; FAD binding. The record is from RefSeq and is a predicted model, not a curated record. Bases 1 to 1458 code for a protein of 485 amino acids. Lineage: Eukaryota; Fungi; Ascomycota; Sordariomycetes; Hypocreales; Nectriaceae.